Molecule: messenger RNA, 3904 nt
Organism: Cuscuta campestris
Lineage: Eukaryota; Viridiplantae; Streptophyta; Magnoliopsida; Solanales; Convolvulaceae
Source: the annotation of a GenBank genome assembly
CGAAGAAGAAAAAAAAGUUGGGCCGUGUGAGUUUUUUUGUUUUUUGGGCUGGCUAUUUGUUUUGGACUGGUCUUAGUGGUGGACUUGACUUUCUGACGGAAAAAAAAUACCAAGAUCUGAAAUAUUUGUACCGGGUAUCUCGUCUAGUCGUUUGAUAUGGCAGAAGAUGGGAAGUUCCGAAUUGAGAAGUUCGAUGGUACAGAUUUCAGUUGGUGGAAGAUGCAAAUUGAAGAUUUGCUGGUUCAGAAAGAUUUGGACGUGGUAUUGGGUGACAAGCCAGAAAAGAUGUCGGAUGCAGAUUGGGCAGGUUUGGAUCGGAAAGCUAUGUCCGUGAUCCGUCUCUCGUUGACCAAGAAUGUUGCGUUCAACAUUCUGAAGGAGAAGACAGCAAAGGGAAUUAUGGAUGCGUUGUCUAACAUGUACGAGAAGCCAUCUGCAGCGAAUAAAGUUUUUCUGAUUAGAGAACUGGUGAACACAAGAAUGAAAGAAGGCACUUCAGUUACCGAGCAUAUCAACAAGUUGAAUUCGAUCUUAGCCAGACUAUUGUCAGUGGGCAUUAAGUUCGAUGAUGAAGUUCAAGCUUUGCUACUACUAUCGUCUUUGCCUGAUAGUUGGUCCGGAACGGUUACAGCGGUUACCGGUUCAGUGGGGACUGUUGGAUUCACCUUUGAUCAGAUUCGAGAUCUCGUUCUUGGCGAGGAUGUCAGAAGAAAGAGUUCAGGGGAGUCAUCUGGUGAAUUGCUUCAUGUUGGUAGAGGCAGAAGAAAUAGCAGAGGUAGUGGGAGCAGGAACAGACGAAGGAGUCAGUCCAAGACUCGGGAUUGCUCAGGUGUAACGUGCUGGAAAUGCAAGGAGGUGGGGCAUUUUAGGAAUCAAUGUCCGAAUGACAAGAAAGUGAACAUUGCUGAAGGCUGCACGAGUGAUGAAGAGGUCCUUCUUACUUGUUGUGCGGAGAGCAGUGUGGAUUCCUGGGUCAUGGAUUCUGGUGCUUCAUUUCAUGCCACCCACAGCGGUGAAGCAUUGCAGAAUCUGGUUAUUGGGGACUUUGGAAAGGUACGACUAGCGGAUGACAGUGCUCUUGAGGUGAUGGGCAUGGGUGACAUGGUGUUGAAGACCUCAGUCGGUUUCUGGACUUUGAAGGAUGUCAGAGUGGUUCCAGCCUUGAAGAAAUGUUUGAUUUCUGUCAGGCAGUUGGACGAACAGGGACACGAGGUGAAGUUCAGAGAUGGGCAGUGGAAGGUCGUGAAGGGAAAUCUUGUCAUGGCCCGUGGAAAGAAGAGAGGUUCGUUGUACUUGGUCGAGUUACCAUCUGAGGGAGUGACUGUCCCAGUUCAGAAGAGAAACAAAGUCCGGUCCAAAGAGUCUCGUGGGCAGAAUAAGGUUGUCUAUGCAAGAGAGAAACCUAGAGCCACAGGUCAGACUCAGGAUGAACGAGCGUGGAAAGGUUCAAGGGGGCCAGUCAGAGGUAUUUGUGGCAGUGGGAGCUCAAGAGGCGCUUCAGCCAAGUUGCCUAGAAGACAGUGGGUCAGAAGAACCAGUAUUCCAGCUGUUGGAACAUCUCCAGAAAAUUUCUUGCUGAGUACGGAGAUUGUUUGUUCUCGGGAUGUUCCAGGAUCUGGCAGUGUGCGUCUGCAGUGGGAGCCGGUAGGGACCGAGGACAAGUCAGUGGCAGAUUUUGCCGUGACUGAUGUGUUGGAGACUUGGAGCUUGGGAGAGCUUCAACGGGCCUUUCAGUUGUCUGAUGAUAGGGCCGCUGCAACAGGAGAGCUGAGAAAGAUUACUCGAUGUACAGGCGAUCGUGGCGGAUGGCAGUUGAUGUUUAUCAAGCCUCCAAGUGGGAGAAUGAGAGCUGAGAAAGAUUACUCGAUGUACAGGCGAUCGUGGCGGAUGGCAGUUGAUGUUUAUCAAGCCUCCAAGUGGGAGAAUACAUCUGGUAAUGUGAUUGUGCACAGAACAUUUCUGGCGUUGCAAUCAGAUCCCUUAAAGACUAGAUUAGAUUUAGUACAUCAGCAAGCUAGUGAUCAUAUGGCACUUGUGAAUGUCUAUGCGGCUUAUGCAAGGAAACUCAAGCUUGAGAUCUCUAAGCAGCUCAAAUUGUUUGAAGAAUUGGCUCAGACUUUCUCAGAUCUUCAAAUGAAACCAAAUUACCAAACUGCUUUGUUUCAAACCGAAGGGCCUAUGGAUGAAGAUGUUUUGAGACAGUUUGAGAAGGAGGUGAAGGAUAAGAUCAAGGUUACUAGGUCGAUGAUUACUGAAACGAAAGAGUCCUAUGAUAAUCAGCUAAAAAUUCAAAAGUUGAAGGAUACAAUCUUUGCAGUUAGUGAGUUGCUUCAGAAGGCUAAGAAAAAUGGUGCUUUUGCCAGUUCGAUUGCUGCUAAAUCAACUCCAAAGAGCUUGCAUUGUGUAGCUAUGAGGCUUAUGGGGGAGAGAAUUGCCAACCCGGAUAAGUACAGAGACGAGCCUCCUAAGCCCGAGUUUGAGGACCCCACUUUGUAUCAUUAUGCAAUUUUUUCUGAUAAUGUCAUUGCAGUCUCUGUGGUGGUGAAUUCAGUCAUCAAAAAUGCAAAGGAACCAUGGAAACACGUUUUCCAUAUUGUUACUGACAAGAUGAAUUUGGCCGCCAUAAAGGUCUGGUUUAGGAUGAGGCCAAUAGGUGGGGGUGCUCAUAUUGAAAUAAAAUCCAUAGAGGAUUUCAAAUUCUUAACUUCUUCGUAUGUUCCGGUGAUCAGACAACUUGAGUCUGCGAGUUUGCAGAAGUUCUACUUCCAGAAUACGGCAGAGAAUGCAACUAAGGAAGUGAACAACAUGAAAUUCAGGAACCCCAAAUAUUUGUCGAUAUUGAAUCACUUACGGUUUUAUUUGCCAGAAAUGUAUCCAGACUUGCCCCGGAUUUUGUUUUUGGACGAUGAUGUUGUGGUCCAAAAGGAUUUGACAGCACUUUGGAAUAUUGAUAUGGGUGGGAAGGUAAAUGGAGCCGUUGAGACCUGCUUUGGAUCUUUUCACCGCUAUGCCCAAUACUUGAACUUCUCUCAUCCUCUCAUCCGCGAAAAGUUCAAUCCCAAGGCAUGUGCAUGGGCAUUUGGAAUGAAUAUAUUUGACCUUGAUGGUUGGAGGCGUGAAAAAUUGACUGAGCAGUAUCAUUAUUGGCAAAACUUGAAUGAGGACAGAACCUUAUGGAAGCUGGGAACGCUGCCGGCUGGGCUGAUCACGUUCUACUCAACAACCAAAUCAUUGGAUAGGUCAUGGCAUGUGCUUGGUCUUGGUUAUAAUCCGAGUGUUGGCAUGGAUGAAAUCAACAGUGCUGCCGUUAUCCAUUUCAACGGGGACAUGAAACCUUGGCUAGACAUCGGCAUGAAUCAGUAUAAGAAUCUAUGGACUAAAUAUGUGGACUCUGAUAUGGAAUUUGUGCAGAUGUGCAAUUUUGGGAUGUAGAUGAGGUCUCUGUUUCCUCUUCUUCAACAAUCAGGAGCUGCAAGCAUAAGUGUAUAACAAUGCUGCUAGCACUUGCAGAAUAUGAGUUCGUUCCAGUGUAUUACAAUCUCUUCAGAUGACGGUGGGUCAAGAAAACCAAGAUCUAUAUAUAUAUAUAUAUAUAUAUAUAUAUAUAUAUAUAUAUAUAUAUGAUUGCAUAUUUAGUCCUUUGAAAGUUUGGAGAAAAAACCGGUUGGGGACACUAAUUAUAUACCCAUUUCUCUUUGACAAUAUCCCCCCUUUUAUGUGCUUUGCGGGAUACUCUGAGGUAUGUAUUAAUGUUACAGUUACCGUUAGGAGCCCAUUUGAUACACAGUUUUGAUGGAAAUGUCUGAAAUUAUUGGCAUUGUGUGUGUAAUUGUCCCAAAAUCAUUUAAACAAUUGAAAACAUACUUUCAUCCAUCAACUAUGCACAUAAAUUCUACUUCAUUUC